This is a messenger RNA of Limulus polyphemus (Atlantic horseshoe crab), 782 nucleotides long. RefSeq names its product mite allergen Lep d 7-like. The annotation marks the transcript as partial. The transcript has a single exon. NCBI's taxonomy places the organism in Eukaryota, Metazoa, Arthropoda, Merostomata, Xiphosura, Limulidae. The record is from RefSeq and is a predicted model, not a curated record.
AUUGCACAUUUUAUUCUUCCUCUAGGAGACGGACACCAGAUUGAGAAGCGACAAGUCACAUGUCCUUCUGUUGCCAACAUCAACAACUAUCUAGAUCAGGUGAUUAAUAACGCUAAGUCUGAGAUACCCGAUCCCUUAAGUCUUCCAGAUAAAAACGAUAAGGUCCAGCUAAGAAAUGGUAAAAUAGAGGGCCUGUCUACUCUGUACCGCAGUGGAGACGCUAAGAUAUCUUGCACCGGCAGUGCGAUAUCCCUGGAGGUCAACUUAGGUGCUCGUCGUCUGAGAGGUGGAUAUGAUUGGAAGAAAAAAAUCCUUUUUGUCAAACUUAGGGGUAGAGUCAGUGCAAAAGUGAGAAGUUUUUCAGUCUAUGGUAAAAUCACCCUGAAGCUAGCCCCUGGAGCUCACCCAUCUAUCGAAAGGUUUGAUAUCACCAAUUUUAAGAGACUUACAGCUAGCGUCACGGGGCUAGGUCCUAUCGGGUGGACAAUUUCUGCAAUCGUAACUCUUUUAGGGAGAAUUUUCAAAAGAGCUGUAGCCAAUGCUCUUGAAAGGCCAAUACGUAAAGCUUUAAACAAACAGCUACAGAAAGUCAACUUUCCAAUUCCUUAAAUAUCGGAGCAUGAAUGAACACUGGGUGGUAGUUGUUAUCCUGUUAUCAGUAAAAAACUUUCUUAGUUGAGUCACUACAGUGUCUUGGAGCCGUUCAACCAGAGAACACCGAGGACUCGCUUUGUAUUAAUUCUAUGAAUAACUUUAAUAAAAUGAGUAGUUCAUUCAAUGUA